Messenger RNA from Hydatigera taeniaeformis, 1383 nucleotides. The record is from the annotation of a GenBank genome assembly. NCBI's taxonomy places the organism in Eukaryota, Metazoa, Platyhelminthes, Cestoda, Cyclophyllidea, Taeniidae.
AUGAAACAGGAGAUAGAAAUGGAGAGUCGCGACACCUAUAAAUACUCUACCGACAGCGAGGAAUUGCCACUCAACGCGGCGCUGGACACAAACCGUCUUCUGGUUGGUGGCCCGUGUUCCUCUAAGGGCUGUCAUUUGUCCUCGGUCACUUCGACCAAUCAGCAAUCAGGCUCAGCCUAUGACCCGGUUGCUGACGCUCCUGACAUAGGCAACGCUCAACGCUUGGCUCUAGGAGCACCAGUUCAAAGUGCAAAAGGCACAUCACAACCACCACUGCCUCCUGUUCCCCUCGAGGGUCUCUUUGGCCUGUCCGAUAGCUUAAAGAAUAUGAAUAACUCUAUGAUGCUGACUACUUCACCUGACGUCAAUGAAUGUCCUACACCCCACAUUCGUCACGGCGGUGGUCUCGUCGUCAAUGGAAAACGACUUACCGCAUGCACGUGGCGAGAAUUUUUACUCAUCAUCCUCUGCGUUAUUCUCACCACCCUCCUCAUUAUCAUCCUCUUUCUCUACUUUGGAACACCAAAAGAUGACAUCUGUCAGACAGUGGAGUGUGUUGAAACAGCAUACAAAAUACUCUCUGGAAUGAAUCAAUCUGUGGAACCGUGUGAAGACUUCUACAGUUAUGCAUGUGGUGGGUGGAUUGAGAAGCAUCACAUCCCUCCCGGCACCAACAGUUGGACUGUCUUCUCUGAGUUAGCGCAAACUGCUGAGUACUUUGCCAAAGAAUUGCUGGAGAAAGAAGCCACUCCAAAUGACAGUCGAGGCUUACAAUUGGCAAAGACGUACUUCGCUUCAUGCAUCAAUGAACAGGCGGUGAAUAAUUUGGGCUUGACACCGAUCAAAUCGAUGCUGUCACACCUUUUUGGCGGUUGGCGUCUUCUGUCUAAUCACACAUUGGGCGGGCGGUCGGACAGUCCUCAAACCGAUCCCUUCAUCACCGGCAAAUACGAUCUCACGGAGCUGAUUCAAACCUUCCUACGUUUUGGUCAUGGUGAUGUAACCUUUCAGGUGGUGCAACACUUUAAGGAGUUCAUGCGCACGUAUGCUGAAAUGCUGGGCGUUCCAAAGUCCGAGCUCUCAGCCAUGGAUAGGAUUUAUGAGCUGGAAACGUUGAUGGCACAGAACAUGGAACCAAGGGCCCGUCAAAGCAUUGAAACAAAUUUUUUCAAAUUGAAUAUGACUGAAUUGCAAAAGUUUUGUCCAGUGGUACGUCAUCAUCUGUUUACAAUUGAGUGGAAACGUCUCUUCAACGGCCUAUUUAGUGCAGUCAACUACUCCAUCACCGACCUCGAGACAGUCAUCAUUGGCGACUAUCCCUUCUUUGAAAAGCGUUGUAAGGUCUAUGCUGAGUACAUGGCCUCGACAGAGAAAAUCAAGUAA